This is a messenger RNA of Asterias rubens (European starfish), 1910 nucleotides long. RefSeq lists its product as uncharacterized. The record is from RefSeq and is a predicted model, not a curated record. Bases 162 to 608 code for a protein of 148 amino acids. The transcript has 4 exons. Lineage: Eukaryota; Metazoa; Echinodermata; Asteroidea; Forcipulatida; Asteriidae.
AUAGCCGCGAAAAUCGAUGUUGUCGUCUGCUCACGUGAAACUUUUUGACUUUGUUUUGUGCUUGACAUUACAACAUAACGAGAAUAUUGGCAAGGAAGUACUCGUAUCAACUCCUGUAGUUCUAUAAAAGAUGAGUCAGGUCACAAAACGCCUGCGUGACCAUGGCAACAAGACCCACAACUUUGUUUGACAGCUCACCAUUUCACCAUGUUCCAUGCUCACCUUUCGUUGGGACAACACUAUCAUCUGGUUCUCCAGCCCAACGAGCUGUGCCAGAUAUUGGAGAGAUGAACCCAUCAUUUGUGGUAGACAGUCCACAGUCCGUUGCUGGUCAAGAUGUUCCUCAAACUCCAACAUCUGCUCAUAUUCGACGACCUUCACAUAUGUCUCUUCGGACUCAAUGCACGCCAUGCAGUGCAUCACACCGACCACCAGCAACACCCGAGCAAGAGGUGCCACAGACACCGAUCAAGAGAGAUGUUUCAGCAAAAAAAACAUCACACCUCAAAGUAAAGUUGCAGCAGGAAAACAACAGAACAAAACUAGUUUCAAGAAAAGGGGAGUCAAUGGAAAUUAAUCUUUUCCACGGUGAUGACAUUUUCGGAUAGGAUUUCCGUAUUGUUCAUGAGUGAGUGCAAAUGCAGACAAAAUAGUUUUAUUUCGAGUUUUCUUUUUGCUCUCAGAAAAAUCUGCAAAAUUGUUAUUGUAAUAAACCGUAGACGUAUAGACGUAUGUAAAAGUUGCAGCCAAUAUAGGUCAGCUUUUGUAUGUACUCAAUAAAAUGUUCCUACUUUUCUCCAAAGGGCCAAAUAUCAAUCCUACUAAUGAUUUGAAUUUACUCAUGUGUAGUAAAAGCAUGAAUAGAACUGUGAUUAGCGGUUCAUAUUAAAGAAGUUAACUUAAGAAAAGUUGGAAAUGAUUGCAAUAGGAAGUAUUAUAUUGCAUAGUUUUAAUCAGUGAGAUCCCGCAAGUUAGAGUGAGUAGAGAACUCUAGUGAGUAGUUUUUGAUUUGAGUCCUACAAAAAAAAUAUUGAGAAAAAAAUACUGAUGCCCUCCUUUAUUUUGUUAGCAUCAUGGACAUAUAAAAGCAGUGGAAGCAACUCGUAUAAACUGUCUAUCACCGCCGUGCGUCUAUUGUUUACUUUUUUAUAAAAAAUAAAAAAGUGGUAAGUUUACCGAAGGUCAUCAGUACUUACCUCGCAUCUUCUUCUAAAGAGUUCAUUUGCACUUGUCCCUUACACAGCUGUUAACAUCUUGAGGUUGCUCUUGACCAAUCCCUAUUAAUGAACAGUCACAUCAUUGUCUGCAAAAGUGGUUAUUUUCAAAUUCACAAUUUGGGGAAAUGUUGUUCAUCACUCAAAAUGCAUGCUGUCAGAACGCUGUCAGAUCAUAGGUACUUUCAGGCAUUUACUAAAUCUGCCAAAUCAUUUAUGUACGGUGCUAGGGAAGUGGAUCUCCCAGGUCUAUCUAUAGCUAAAUUUUUGCGUUCACUUCACCACUGGCUCCCCAUCAAGAAAACAAUCGUGUUUAACAAAUUUCUAUUUGUAUAUAGAUCCUUCCAAUGGCAAUUUCCUAGUUUGUUACUUUUCUGCCAAUCUUACAUUGUAUAUACAGAUGGGCUGGGAGGUCACAGGUUGCUCCUCUUCCGAUUUCAACCGGCUAGUUGUUUCAAGCUCCAAAGGGAAGGGCUGAGGACAGCUCAUUCUUUGCUGUUGUCCCUUUUAGGAAACAACCAGCCGUGUGAUAUCAGGGAAACCCGCUACUACUGCGACAUACAAGCGCAAAUUCAACUCACCCAUUUCCUAGCCUGUGAUUAGGUUUGUUGUUAUGUAUUUUCUUCAUCUCUUUGUGUAAUUCUGAUGGUGAUUACAAGUCGCUGUAUUCUUGUAGGGCGCCAUAAUUAUACAUGC